AUGCAAAUCACAGAAAAACAACACAGCAGGGCAAUCGUGGUUAAAUCACAAGAGGAAAACACAUUGGUGACACAAAGUUUUGUUCAAGACGUGCCAAAUCUGGUAAUUUCGGGCAGAGAUACAUAUGUAGAGGGUGAGGAAGAUGAUAUUUUAAACAAAUGCAUGGCAGAGGCAGCAAGAAAAGAACCCACUGCAGAAGAUUCUGAUGAAGUGAAAGCAACAAGGAAGAAACGGGAAGAUGAUGAACUGCUGUGUCGGAGACAUAUUCUGAAUACAUUAACAGAUCGUCUCUAUGAUCUGUAUCAAAAUUUGAAGUCUCCAAGGGUAAUUUGGACGGCAUUGCAAAGUGCUUAUGAAAACGAGAAACGAGGUAUUGAUAAUUUUAUAUCUUUAAAGUACUUCGAAUUUAAAAUGGUUGAUACAAAGCCCAUCAUGGAUCAGAUUCAUGAACCGCAAAUCUUAGUUUCAAAACUAACUGAUCUUGAAGUUAAAAUUCUUGAUGCACUUCAAAUCGGUGCUAUACUUUCUAAACUCCCUUCUUCCUGGAAUGACUAUAGAAAGAAGAUCCUGCAUUCUUCUGAGAAAUUGACUGUGGAACAGUUUCGAACUCGCAUUCAAAUUGAAAGUGAGAAUCGAAUUCGUGAUACUUUUAUGCAACCUUUGAGUAUGUUUAAGAAAGCAGGAAUUAACUUUAACCAAGGAAAUUCUGGAAACUCAGGAAGGUCUGAAAAAGCAAAAGCAAAAAUGGUUGAAAGUUCUUCACAAGGCUUGGUUGCAAUGGUUUCUGUAGUACCAUGUAAUAUGGUUACAGAAUUAAACAUGGUUGCUGCUGCUGUUAAGAGUCAAGACUGGUGUUUGGAUUUGGGUGCCACCGUUCAUGUAUGUUAUGAGAAGAAUAUGUUCAAGACUUAUGCAGAAGUGAAGGAACCAGAGAAGGUUCUCAUGGGAAAUCAUAUGACUGCAGAUGUUGCAGGAAAAGGAAGUGUUGAGAUCAAUUCACUUCUGGGCAGAAGCUAA
Nicotiana attenuata is the source of this 1017-nucleotide messenger RNA. RefSeq lists its product as uncharacterized. The record is from RefSeq and is a predicted model, not a curated record. NCBI's taxonomy places the organism in Eukaryota, Viridiplantae, Streptophyta, Magnoliopsida, Solanales, Solanaceae. Bases 1 to 1017 code for a protein of 338 amino acids. The transcript has 3 exons.